This is a messenger RNA of Salvelinus namaycush (lake trout), 705 nucleotides long. RefSeq names its product arrestin domain-containing protein 3-like. Gene Ontology annotation, biological process: protein transport. Gene Ontology annotation, cellular component: cytoplasm; plasma membrane. The transcript has 6 exons. The coding region runs from base 1 to 705 and encodes 234 amino acids. NCBI's taxonomy places the organism in Eukaryota, Metazoa, Chordata, Actinopteri, Salmoniformes, Salmonidae. The record is from RefSeq and is a predicted model, not a curated record.
AUGAGGCACUCUUGUUCAGAUAUCGAUUGUGAAAUCAUCAGUCCAGGGAGACACGUGUUCCCUUUCACGUUUCAAAUUCCAGACAGAAAUAUACCAAGCACCUUCAAAGCCAGGCGAGGCAAUAUUGUCUACUCGUUGGAGGCAAAGUUGAGCAGAUCAAUGAAGGUGGACAAGACAGCCAAGACUAAGUUCACCUUCAUCUCCAAAGCAGACAUAUCUCUUCCUGCAUUAAUGGAACCUCAGCAUGGGACCAAGGAUAAGGAUAUUGUGUUCUUUGCAUCUGGAAACAUCUCUAUGAGUAUUCACACUGAGAAGAUGGGAUACCAGCAAGGUGAAGCAAUAAAAAUCCUUGUUGAGAUACACAACAACUCUACACGCACAGUAACCCCCAACUUCUACCUAUAUGAAGAGCAAAGCUUCUUCGCCAAGCAUAAAAGGAAAUUCUACACCAUUGACAUCAUUAAAGAGAGAGGAGAUCCUGUUACGGCUUCUACAAGACAGACUGUGACCAAAGUAUUGACUAUCCCUCCACAACUUCCUGUCUCCCUCCUAGACUGCUCCAUACUGAAGUUAGAGUACAGACUGAAGGUCACUCUUGACGUCCCAAUGGCCAAAGACCCAGAGGUUACACUUCCCCUGGUUAUCCUCCUGGAUAAAUCAAUAGCAGCUGAGGAACGGCAGCAGGAAUACAGCUGGUCUAAAUGA